Messenger RNA from Ipomoea triloba (trilobed morning glory), 1563 nucleotides. Its product is annotated as UPF0481 protein At3g47200-like. The coding region runs from base 4 to 1542 and encodes 512 amino acids. The transcript has a single exon. The record is from RefSeq and is a predicted model, not a curated record. Lineage: Eukaryota; Viridiplantae; Streptophyta; Magnoliopsida; Solanales; Convolvulaceae.
AAAAUGGCUACCGGCGAGGAGGUUGUGGUGACAGAAGAGGUGCAAGCAAGGAGGACUGUGAUUCGAAGAGCUGGAAAUAAUGAUCACAGUCGUCGUCAUUGUGAUGAGCUAAGCAUUCUCAUCAACCAAGAUCCAUGCAGCAGAUCCUGUCAUACAAGGACAAGCAGCGACAACGAUUGGCUUAGAUGUUUAGAAACCGAGAAACAUCAUGGCUUCCCCACUGCAGGGAAUCAACCCAAGAUUCAGAAGGUUCCGGAACGGCGGCGCAAGAUUACACAGGACAAUCACAAAAGCUACUACGAUCCCCUCGUGGUCUCCAUUGGCCCAAUCCACCACGGCAAUGAGGAGCUCCGGGAAAUGGAGAAAUUCAAGAGACACCUCACGCGGAAAUUCGCGGAAGCGUGUUAUAAGGAGAAAGGAAUUGAUCUAGAUAAUGUGUACGAUAAAGUAGCAGAGAUAGCAGAGAGCGCCAGAAGCUGUUACGCCUAUGGCCUGACAGAACAGUACGACCACACAACGUUUGCGCGCAUGAUGUUCGUGGACGGCUGCUUUGUUCUCCAGUACAUUCACAGCACUGUCGGCGGCAACACCAGGGAAAUGAAGAUGAAGAGCGACGACAUAGCAUUCGUGCGAGGCGAUCUUCUGUUGCUGGAGAAUCAGCUGCCCUUCCAAGUGCUCCAGGCGCUAAUAAGCUGCAGGUUCAAUGAUAACGAAGAAGGAAUGAAAAUGAUAAACAAAUUCAUCAAACGGCUUCGCCCAGAUCCGCCUCACAAGAGACAAUCCGGAUGGAUUACGAACACCAAGAAUCUGAUUCGAGAUUUGUGCUUUCCAAACACCGACCCAGAAGAAGGACCAGUCCACCAAGACUCCACACCUCCCGCCCAUCUCCUGGAGCUUCUAAGACGCCGAUUAAUCAAAUGCACUUCUGCAACUGGUUCAGGAGGAUCUGAGCAAGCUAAAGGAGGAGAUGAAUGGUUCUCUUAUCGCUCCGCCACGGAGCUAAAGAAAGUGGGGAUCCAUUUCUCCCCGGCCAAAAACCGCUGUUUCUCGGAGAUUCGUCUCAACUCCUCAUUUCACUACGCUAGGCUGAUCCUACCCCCGGUGACAAUAGACGACUCCAGCAAAUCCCUGUUCUUGAACUUGGUAGCCUACGAAGCCUGCCCCGACAGCCCUGACGAUUUCGGGAUCUCGUCUUUCCUCAGCUUCAUGGAUUCGCUGAUCGACGACGCGGAAGACGUGAAGGAGCUGAGGAAGAAGGGGGUGGUGUUCAACCUGCUGGGAAGUGACCACGACGUGGCGGAGCUAUUCAAUGAGAUAUCCAGGGAUUUGGUGCCAAAUCCGCAUUACUAUGCCCAAGUUAAGCGGGACAUUCAGAGUCACUAUAAGAACAAGGGAAGAGUUUGGAUUACGGAAUGGAAGCACACCUAUUUCAGUAGCCCCUGGACUCUCAUUGCAUUCCUUGCUGCAACUUUCGUCAUCGCCAUGGACGUCUUCCAGACCAUCCUUACUUACAUCCAGACUUUUAAAAAAAAAUCAUCAUGAUCAUGAUCAUGGCUAUGUUCC